AUGACUAAAGACUCAUUCUCCGCCGCUCCUCAAAUCCUCGAGGUCGAUGCAAUCCUGUCUGACUUUGAUGGCACAAUUGUUGACUCUACGGAAGCAAUCGUGAAACACUGGCACAAACUCGCAGCCGAAUUCGGCGUCGAUCCAAAUGUCAUCCUCGCUACAUCGCACGGCCGUCGAAGCAUCGACAUGAUAAAACUCUACGACCCCAAGAAGGCCAACUGGGAGUAUGUAAGCCACGUCGAAGGCCUAAUCCCGCAAGAGUUCGGCUCCGAUGCCGUCGAAAUCCCCGGCGCGCGCGCCCUUCUUUCCGCGCUCGAUGCGAACAAGGCCACCUGGGGCGUUGUGACCUCCGGCACCCGUGCCCUGGUCAAUGGCUGGCUCGGCGUCCUGGACCUCAUCUCGCCCAAGAUGCUGGUUGUCGCGGAGGACGUCGAGGCCGGCAAACCGGACCCGAGCUGCUACCUGCUUGGUCGCAAGAGGCUGGGCCUGGAGCACUCGGCCGACAUUGUGGUGUUUGAGGAUGCCCCGUCGGGGAUCCGCGCGGGCAAGGCUGCCGGGUUCAAGGUGCUGGCGUUGACGACGACGCAUACCUUGGCGCAGGUCCUGGAGGCCGGCGCGGAUUGGGUCGUGGAGGAUUUGAGGAGUGUCAGUGUUCUCGAGGUGGAUGGGGAGGGGAGAGUGAAGUUGGAGAUUCGGGAUGCGUAUUGUUAGGGGGGGGGGGGACUCCCCUUCAAUCUUCAUCAACCUUCGCUUCCGGUUUAGGUGGGUAUACCACUAUACUUACUGGGUUGGAACUCGGGGGCCAAUAAAGGGGGUUUCUUCUUUUCUUCCUCUUUUUUUUUUUUUUUUUUCUUUUUCUCUAAAGCUGGUUACUUUAUUCGCUAAAGGGUUCAGUGGGGGAGGGCGGCGGCGGCGGUUUGAGUUCGAUUCCAGUCGCACUAUUUACUCUUCUGGGCAUAUACAUAGAAAGACACAUAGACUCAGAUUGAUCGAUAGACAAUACUACUACUGUAUAUAGAAUAU
Molecule: messenger RNA, 1023 nt
Organism: Aspergillus ochraceoroseus IBT 24754
Lineage: Eukaryota; Fungi; Ascomycota; Eurotiomycetes; Eurotiales; Aspergillaceae
Product: HAD family hydrolase
Exons: 4
Coding region: 1-711 (236 amino acids)
Molecular function (GO): beta-phosphoglucomutase activity; sugar-phosphatase activity
Source: RefSeq, a predicted model, not a curated record